UAGCGUGACAAGCCAGUCACAGUGUGGGCCUAAAUAUAUUGCCAAUCACUUUGACCAUAGACUUUCCUUUUUAUCAAUCAAUCAAACUGAAACUCUCUCCUCGUUUUCCUUUUUACCUUUGUUUGUGUUUUUUUUUGGUUCUGUAUGGUUUUGAAAAAUGGCCGUGGAGUUCAUGAUGGACUAUAGGAACAACAAUUUCUCAGCCAAAAUGGAAGAGAACGCUGUGCAAGAAGCAGCUUCUGGGCUUGAAAGCGUUGAAAAGCUUAUCAGAUUGCUAUCUCAGACUCAGCAGCAACAACAACAACAACAACAACAACAGCAAUACCAAAUCCAAAGCCAAAGCCAAAGCCAAAGCCAAAACCAAUCGUCCUCUGAAAUGGAGAGGGACUGUAAAGCUGUAGCAGACGUUGCCGUUUCGAAGUUCAAGAAGGUAAUUUCUCUUCUGGGUCGGACCAGAACAGGCCAUGCUCGUUUCAGAAGAGGCCCUUUGGGUCCUCCACCACCACCACCACCACCUCUGGUGUCAAAUCAAAGUCAAGAAAGGUCAGCUCCUGAGCCUAGAGUUUACCAUGCCACCCCGAUCCAGCAGAUCCCACCUCUUCCUCAAUACCACGGCGAGUCGUUUAUGCCCAAAAAUGGUGUGCUGGAGAGGAAGGACUCGUCAACGACGACCAUUAAUUUCUCGUACUCUUCGGCUGCGACUUCGUUCAUGUCGUCUUUGACUGGUGACACGGACAGCAAGCAACAACCUUCCUCUUCAUCUGCGUUUCAGAUUACGAAUCUGUCCCAGGUUUCUUCGGUCGGAAAGCCACCUUUGUCCACCGCUUCGUUGAAGAGGAAGUGCAGCUCCGAAAACUUAGGUUCCGGCAAGUGCGGAGGUUCCUCCGGCCGAUGCCAUUGUUCUAAGAAAAGCAGAAAAUUGAGAUUGAAAAGGGUAGUGAGGGUCCCUGCGAUUAGCUUGAAGAUGGCUGAUAUUCCACCUGACGAUUAUUCUUGGAGGAAGUACGGACAGAAACCCAUUAAGGGCUCGCCUCAUCCAAGGGGAUACUACAAGUGCAGCAGCGUGAGAGGAUGUCCAGCACGUAAACAUGUUGAGAGAGCUCUGGAUGAUCCAGCUAUGCUAGUUGUGACCUAUGAAGGCGAGCACAACCACUCUCUAUCUGUUGCUGAGGCUUCCAAUCUUAUCCUUGAAUCAUCUUAGAUCAUCAAGCACCAUCAAAAACAAAACAUCAAAAAGUUAAAUCACAGUGCUACGGAGCUUUUAUGUGUCACUAGCUAGAGGCUGUAGCAAGCAUCAUUAGCUGGCCCUGUCGGACUCAACUCUAUCUCGAAGGAGAUUAGUGGGUUAGUUCAAAAUUGCCUGUAACAAUUGGAUUCCUUUCUCUCUCUUUGACUCUAUGCAACCAUUAUAAUUAUAUAUAUAAAAAAAAUGGGGAAAAGGAGAAAGAUGGUGGAUUUGGUAAUA
This is a messenger RNA of Quercus robur (English oak), 1465 nucleotides long. RefSeq names its product probable WRKY transcription factor 7. The transcript has 3 exons. The coding region runs from base 158 to 1201 and encodes 347 amino acids. The record is from RefSeq and is a predicted model, not a curated record. NCBI's taxonomy places the organism in Eukaryota, Viridiplantae, Streptophyta, Magnoliopsida, Fagales, Fagaceae. Gene Ontology annotation, molecular function: DNA-binding transcription factor activity; sequence-specific DNA binding. Gene Ontology annotation, biological process: regulation of DNA-templated transcription.